AUGGACUCCAAGUAUGGCGAUCUGCGGCGAAAGCGGAACACCGUUCAACACGUCGAGCAACUACGACAACAACAAGCCAUUCUUGACCGGCUCCUGGAGUUGAUCCGGAAUUCUGAGGCUGACGAGGCUAUUCAGGCCGUUAGAGAGGGCGCCACCUUCGAGGAGAUUGUUAAUGUACUUCUGAGACCGCCAUCGGGAGCUGCUCCAUCCCAGACGGCGGGGAGUUCUUCCAGCGACACCUCCAGGGAAGAAUCGUCCCUCCAGGCAACGCCAGACAAGCCCGACAGCUCUGGAUCGGAUCGUCCAGCGUCCACAAGAUUUGCGAAGGAGUCCGAUGAGACCACGGAGUAUGCUGUCAGAGUUCGCAGAGGGAAUCCCGAUCAGGGCACUUCUCAUCCGGCGCCCGGACCGAAGGAGAGAGCCAUGGUGCCUUCUCUUGCUGGGCCAAAAUCCCCCUCGGGUAUCGGGCAGGAACAGCAGACGUGCAGAAACCGAGUUUGGACUGGCUUAGCGAAACGUCUUACCGCGGUGGAGCUAAGCAAGAUCAACAUGCCCAUCUUCAGUUGUGACCCAUACCACACCGAGUCGGAUGACAUGUUGUCAAAGACAAUAUUGAGUUUCCGAGAUGGAGCCCGGAAAGCAUUGCAGGGAAAUGCAAACGUCCACGACCUUAUCGGAUCCAAAAAACCAGACCUGGAUCUCUUUUUCCGGCAGCGACGGGAAGGAGACACCCACUCUGCCUGGACCUGGGCCUGCGAGCUGGCGAAGGCGUAUCCUUUGCCGUUGACAGUGCAGCUGACGGGAGUAUUUGUUGCUGGAAUUCAAAUGCGGUAUUUCAUUCAUCCAUGCAAGGAAACUUACGACGACUUGCCUGUUAUGCUUAGACCCACGAGGCAGCAAUACACCCAACCACAUGCUGCAGGUGCGGAUAUUUGUGCCAUACCUCCGAUCAAGCAGUAUCUUCUCUCUCACUGGGACUCGUACGCAUCGCUCCUAGAAGCCGGUCAGUACCAUAACUGGCCGUACAGUAACCAAGCAUGUCUUGGGUGGGAUCGGACCAGAAAUAAACCAACUCUGUCCACGGCCUUUCUUGAACACAUCUUAGAUCCCAAAAACCACAGCGUCGGGGCUAAGAUCCUGGAACUGGUGCCAGAGGCGGCCCCGUAUGUUGUUCGAGAAGAAGAGUCCCCACGCCCUGAAGAUGCACACUAA
This is a messenger RNA of Cladophialophora bantiana CBS 173.52, 1212 nucleotides long. RefSeq lists its product as uncharacterized. NCBI's taxonomy places the organism in Eukaryota, Fungi, Ascomycota, Eurotiomycetes, Chaetothyriales, Herpotrichiellaceae. The record is from RefSeq and is a predicted model, not a curated record. The coding region runs from base 1 to 1212 and encodes 403 amino acids. The transcript has 3 exons.